AUGCUUUCUACAUUUAAGCUUUCUAAGAACUCAUUUCAGAAAAGAAUUGUUAAUGGUUUGAGUCCACAUAAAACUGCCUUAGGCUCUUUUCAAUCGAGUAGGUUUUACUCUAAUUUACCAUUAGAAAUUCCAAUUACUUUACCAAAUGGUAUUAAAUAUUCUCAGCCAACAGGAUUAUUUAUUAACAAUGAAUUUGUGAGCUCUAAACAAGGUAAUACGUUUGAAGUCCUUUCACCAUCAACAGAAGAAGUUGUUGCAUCGGUUUACGAAUCUCGUGAUGAUGAUGUCGAUAUAGCUGUACAGCAUGCACUGAGAGCAUUUGAAGAAUCUUCAUGGACAAAAGCAGAUCCAUCACAGAGAGGUUCUGCAUUAUACAAAUUAGCAGAUUUAAUUGAGGAGAAUUUUGAAACUAUUGCUUCUAUUGAAACUAUGGAUAAUGGUAAAUCUAUAGGAAACGCGAAAGGUGAUGUUGCGUUAGCAAUUUCUGUUUUAAGGUCGACAGCUGGAUUUUCAGACAAGAUAUUGGGUUCUGUUAUUGAAACUGGUGACACCCAUUUCAAUUUUACUAGACGUGAACCACUAGGCGUUUGUGGUCAAAUUAUUCCAUGGAAUUUUCCAUUAUUAAUGUUCACCUGGAAAAUAGCCCCUGCAUUAGUAGCUGGUAACUGCGUAGUUUUGAAAUCAUCUGAAACAACGCCAUUGUCUGCAUUGUAUGUUUGUAAUUUGAUUAGAGAAGCAGAUAUUCUCCCCCCAGGGGUUCUUAACGUUUUAAGUGGGUUUGGUAAGUAUACUGGUAAUGCCAUAACUGAGCACCCUCUAAUUAAAAAGGUUGCAUUCACUGGCUCGACUGCAACUGGUAAGACUAUUAUGAAAAAGUGUGCUGAGAGCAAUUUGAAGAAGGUCACUCUAGAGUUAGGAGGAAAAUCGCCUCAUAUUAUUUUCAACGAUGCUGAUUUGGAAACAGCAUUGAAGUCUGUAGUUGCUGGUAUAUUUUAUAAUUCUGGUGAAGUUUGUUGUGCUGGUUCUCGUCUUUACGUUCAAGAAGAUAUAUAUGAUUCUUUUGUUGAAAAAUUUGUUCAGUUUGCUAACUCUGAGGUUAAAGUCGGUAAUCCAUUUUUACCAGAGACUAUUCAAGGUGCACAGAAUAGCGUUAAUCAAUUAGAAAAGAUUUUAAAGUACAUACAGAUUGGUACUGACGAAGGUGCAAAGUUAUUGGCUGGCGGAGAAAGGUUACAAGAAAAGGGAUAUUUCAUCAAGCCAACCAUUUUUGGCGAUGUGAAGGAAGAUAUGAGGAUUGUCCAGGAAGAAAUCUUCGGUCCAGUGAUAACUAUUACUAAAUUUAAAACAACCGACGACGUAGUUCGCAUGGCUAAUAACACAGAUUACGGGUUGGCUGCUGGUGUUCAAACCUCGAAUUCGAGCAGAGCAAUUGAUGUCUCACGCAGGUUAAAGGCAGGUACCAUCUGGGUGAACACUUAUAAUGACUUCCAUCCAAUGGUUCCAUUCGGAGGAUAUAACCAAUCUGGUAUGGGCAGAGAAAUGGGAGAAGAAGUAUUACAAAACUAUACUCAGACAAAAGCUGUUAGAAUGGGUAUUAUUAAACCAAAAGAUUAA
Molecule: messenger RNA, 1614 nt
Organism: Debaryomyces fabryi
Lineage: Eukaryota; Fungi; Ascomycota; Pichiomycetes; Serinales; Debaryomycetaceae
Product: aldehyde dehydrogenase family protein
Exons: 1
Coding region: 1-1614 (537 amino acids)
Molecular function (GO): aldehyde dehydrogenase (NAD+) activity
Source: RefSeq, a predicted model, not a curated record